Emericellopsis cladophorae is the source of this 864-nucleotide messenger RNA. RefSeq lists its product as uncharacterized. Gene Ontology annotation, biological process: cytoplasmic translation. The coding region runs from base 1 to 864 and encodes 287 amino acids. Gene Ontology annotation, molecular function: RNA binding; structural constituent of ribosome. The transcript is spliced from 3 exons. NCBI's taxonomy places the organism in Eukaryota, Fungi, Ascomycota, Sordariomycetes, Hypocreales, Bionectriaceae. The record is from RefSeq and is a predicted model, not a curated record. Gene Ontology annotation, cellular component: cytosolic large ribosomal subunit; ribosome.
AUGGGUCGUGUCAUUCGCAACCAGCGCAAAGGGCGUGGAUCUAUUUUCACUGCCAACACGCGCCUGAACAAAGCCCCCGCCAAGUUCCGCAACCUCGAUUACUCCGAGCGCCAUGGCUACAUCCGUGGUGUAGUCCGUGAGAUCGUCCACGACGCCGGCAAGUCUACCCCGAUUCGAUCACAAUGGUUUCUCGAGUCGGCAACAGAGAUGGAGAAGCAGCAUUGGGAACAUUGGGCUAACAUUUGGGAUUUUACAGGCCGUGGUGCUCCUCUCGCCAAGGUCGUCUUCCGCCACCCCUACAGGUUCAAGCAGGUGACCGAGACCUUCAUCGCCAACGAAGGCAUGUACACUGGCCAGUUCAUCUACGUCGGCAAGCGCGCUGCCCUUACUGUCGGCAACGUCCUUCCCGUCGGUGAGAUGCCCGAAGGUACCGUCGUUACCAACGUCGAGGAGAAGAUCGGCGACCGUGGUACCCUUGGCCGCACCUCCGGCAACUACAUCACCAUUGUCGGCCACAACCCUGAUGAGGGCAAGACCCGCAUCAAGCUCCCCUCUGGUGCCAAGAAGGUUGUCGCCUCCGGCUCGCGCGGUAUGAUUGGUAUCGUCGCUGGAGGUGGCCGUACCGACAAGCCUCUCCUGAAGGCCUCGCGCGCCAAGCACAAGUUCGCUGUCAAGCGCAACAGCUGGCCCAAGACCCGUGGUGUUGCCAUGAACCCCGUCGACCAUCCUCACGGUGGUGGUAACCACCAGCAUAUUGGUAAGGCCUCUACCAUCUCGCGGUACGCAGUCCAGGGUCAAAAGGCCGGUCUCAUUGCCGCGAGGAGGACGGGUCUCCUCCGUGGUACGCAAAAGACGAAGGAGUAA